Molecule: messenger RNA, 2832 nt
Organism: Malus domestica (apple)
Lineage: Eukaryota; Viridiplantae; Streptophyta; Magnoliopsida; Rosales; Rosaceae
Product: golgin candidate 1-like
Biological process (GO): retrograde transport, vesicle recycling within Golgi; Golgi organization
Cellular component (GO): Golgi membrane; Golgi cisterna
Source: RefSeq, a predicted model, not a curated record
CUGAACAAACUCGUCUCUGUUCCUUUCAGUUUCACUCGUUAACGCAAAACCUUCGUCCCAACUAACGAGUCACGACUGAGCCACAACUCACCCGAGUCACGACUGCCUUGACGCCUCCCCGAUCGAGUUGAGAGGAGGACGCAUAUCACGCAGAUCGCAGGAAGCUUUUACGCAGUCGAAUUCGAGCUUUUCGGUUUGGCAAUCUCUCGAAUUCGAGCUUUUCCGUUUGGCAAUCUCUCCCAUUUCUUCCAUGGAAGCUGCUCCAUUGGUCAGUCUCUAAGCCGCGGUUGUUGGUAGAUCCGAAUUCGGUUUCGUAACAAUGUCUUCGUGGCUCAAGGCUGCUGAAGAUUUGUUUGAAGUUGUUGAUCGAAGGGCAAAGCUGGUUGUCAGUGAGUUGGAUGAUCAGUCGCCUUCCCAAUCACCAGCUUCUAAUGGGCAAGGAUCUCAAGCCAAGAGAAAAAAGUCGAAGACCAAGGCUCAAAAGAGACAGUCCACAAAUGAAUCUCAGAAAAUGAGUGAUUCUGCACGUGAGCAGAUUAGUACGUUGACAUCACAAACAGACGUGACACCUGAAAAAGACAGUGAUGCUCAUCUAAAGGAAAAUGAAGGGGCACCCUCUGCAGAUCCUACAAGUCAAACCAUCAACGAGCAGCAACAGAAUCAUGAGAAAGAUCCCACAAUAAGCAUUCCCUUAACAGAGGCACGGGCAAUUGAAGUUGGUGAAAGUAAUGCUGAACAAGCAGAAGCUUCAAUAAGUCUUACUGAUAGGGAGGCUAAUACAUCAACUUCUAAUGGUAAGCUUGUCAGUGAGAUUGACUCGGAUGGUCGUGAAGAACAUCCUUUGCCAUCACCUGCCAAAGAAGUUGAGGUUGUGGAUGAAAACCAUCAGGUUGAAUCAGUUGGUGCUGGCCAAGAUAACAAAUCUAGAAAUUCAGAUGUUCAUCCAGAAAUUGACCAAGGGAGAACAGAGUCUAUAAAUACAGAUGCCAUCAGUAACAGAGAAACCCAACCGAAAGUUGCUGAUGGCAAUGAGGAACCAGUUGUUGAGAAAAGUAAGCCAAUUGAGCAUAAAUCUGGUAGCUCUCCUUUAAAAGUACAGGAGCAGGAUCAAAUUGAGGAGGCUCAAGGAUUGCUUAAAACUGCUGUUUCCACUGGUCAGUCUAAAGAAGCAAGGUUAGCAAGGGUUUGUGCUGGACUUUCAUCCCGACUUCAAGAAUACAAAUCUGAAAAUGCACAGCUAGAGGAGCUUCUCGUGUCAGAGAGAGAGCUGAGUAAGUCGUAUGAGGCUCACAUAAAGCAACUACAAAAAGAUUUGUCCACAUCUAAAAGUGAAGUGACGAGAAUAGAGUCAAAUAUGGUUGAGGCCUUGGCAGCAAAAAAUUCGGAAAUUGAGGCACUUGUCAGUUCCAUGGAUGGACUUAAGAAACAGGCUGCCUUAUCUGAAGGGAAUCUGGCAUCGCUGCAGGCAAACAUGGAGUCUAUGAUGAGAAAUAGGGAGCUGACAGAGACAAGGAUGAUGCAGGCUCUUCGAGAGGAGUUGUCUACUGUAGAACGUAGAGCAGAAGAAGAGCGUGCCGCACAUAGUGCAACCAAAAUGGCUGCCAUGGAAAGGGAAGUAGAACUGGAACACAGAGCCCUUGAGGCAUCCACAGCCCUUGCAAGGAUCCAGAGAAUAGCAGAUGAGAGGAUUGCAAAGGCAUCAGAGCUUGAGCAGAAGAUGGCAUUGCUUGAGGUUGAAUGUGCCAAUUUAAAUCAAGAGCUGCAAGAAAUGGAAGCUAAAGUUCGGCGUGGGCAAAAGAAGUCGCCAGAAGAGGCAAAUCAAGCAAUUCAGGUGCAGGCAUGGCAGGAAGAAGUGGAACGUGCACGCCAAGGUCAGAGGGAUGCAGAGGGCAAGCUUUCUUCGUUGGAGGCUGAAGUACAAAAAAUGAGAGUUGAAAUGGCUUCUAUGAAGAGGGAUGCAGAGCAUUACUCACGCCAGGAACACAUGGAGCUAGAGAAACGCUAUCGUGAACUCACUGAUCUACUGUACUACAAGCAAACACAAUUAGAAACCAUGGCUAGUGAAAAAGCCGCAGCAGAGUUUCACUUGGAAAAGGAAAUUAAGCGUAUCCAGGAAGCACAGGUGGAGGCUGAAAGAAGUAGAGUUUCCCGUCGGGCAUCAGCAUCGUGGGAAGAAGACGCUGAAAUGAAGGCACUUGAGACUCUUCCGUUGCAUCAUCGUCAUAUGGCUGGGGCAAGCAUACAGUUACAGAAGGCAGCAAAAAUGUUAGAUUCAGGGGCAGUCAGGGCCACAAGAUUUCUCUGGCGGUAUCCAACAGCUCGACUCAUCUUACUAUUCUACCUGGUAUUUGUACAUCUCUUUUUGAUGUAUUUGCUGCAUAGCCUUCAGGCUCAAGCAGACAAUUUUUCCGCUAGAGAAGUCGCAGAGUCCAUGGGACUUGGUCACACUAACUUACCGUGAUUUGGUAGUUGCUUGCUCCAUGCCAGAAGCUACUUCCGCAAAAAUGACAAUUCACAGAAUGCGUUGUAUGAAGGUAUAUAUAGUUGCUUUUAUCUCCAUUCUUUGUCGAGGAUGCGCGCGUGCGAAAUCUCGAUCAUAUAUAUAUGUUGUCGAAGUUAACAGGCUCCAUCGAAAUAACGCAUGAGUCACUGCUUUUGUUCGUCUUACAAACUUUGCUUCUGCUCUGCAGAUGUGAAGAUUUUCGUACAUAUAUGUACUUGGCGACUUGUAAUUCUUUCAUUGCAUCCUCAAUUUUUUGUGUGUUGUCAAGAAAUAUUUGUGACCUGAUUGAAUGAAGUUGUGAAUGUGAAUUACACAUGUAUAUUCAUCAA